Arabidopsis thaliana (thale cress) is the source of this 1715-nucleotide messenger RNA. Its product is annotated as Nucleotidyltransferase family protein. The transcript has 10 exons. NCBI's taxonomy places the organism in Eukaryota, Viridiplantae, Streptophyta, Magnoliopsida, Brassicales, Brassicaceae. The record is from RefSeq and is marked reviewed. The coding region runs from base 117 to 1460 and encodes 447 amino acids.
CUCGGUUCUCCAUAUCCCAAUAUUGUUUGAUCUCAUCCUAAGUACUCUAUAACUCCCUUAGAUCUUAGUUUGAUAAAAAAAAAAAAUAGGUUUAAUAGCUCUGCUUGAGAGGUACUAUGGACUUUCGAAAAAAUCAAGCUGGGGAAAAGAAUGUUUCGAGUAAAGGGAUUCAAAAGAAAGUGAAGAACACUAUGUCCAUAGCAUCUAAGAGAUAUAACAUUGAUAGUUAUAUCUUACUAGACCUUGAUAAGGUAUUAGAUGAUGCCUACAGCUCUUUUCGACCGGUUUCUGCUGAUUACAAUACUAGGAAGGAAUUGGUCAAAAACCUCAAUGCUAUGGCUAUAGAUAUUUUUGGUAAAUCAGAAGAGAGCAGCCCGGUCCUUGAGGCGUAUGGCUCUUUUGCGAUGAAUACGUUUUCCUCACAAAAGGAUUUGGAUGUAUCUAUUAACUUUAGUAGCGGAACAUCUGAAUUUUAUCGUGAAAAGAAGCUAGAAAUUCUUACAAGAUUUGCAACGAAGCUCCGCUCUUUGGAGGGGCAAGGGUUUGUCAGGAAUGUUGUACCUAUCUUAAGUGCUAGGGUUCCAAUUGUCAGAUUCUGUGAUCAAGGGACUGGUAUCGAAUGUGAUUUGACAGUUGAAAGCAAAGACGGCAUUUUAACUUCACAGAUCAUUCGGAUUAUAUCUCAAAUUGAUGAUAGGUUUCAGAAACUUUGUUUGUUGCACUGUCAAUUGUUUAGUACUAAUGUGAAUAUUGUCAUAUGUCAGAUUAAGCAUUGGGCCAGAGCACAUGGGGUUAACAAUGCGUCACACAAUACCCUGAAUUCGAUAUCUAUAACAAUGCUAGUCGCUCAUCAUUUACAGACUCAAAGUCCUCCAAUUUUACCUCCAUUCUCUACACUAUUUAAAGAUGGAAUCGAUCCUCCUAUCGUGGAGAAAAGAACACAAAAGUUCUUAAACUGGGGACAACGUAAUCAAGAAUCUCUUGGUAGACUGUUUGCAACUUUUUUUAUUAAGGUUGAGGAUUUUACAGACGUGGCUAGAAAUUUUGCAAGGGUUUUUAGUGACUACGGAGCCGAAAAGAUAUACAGCUCCAUAAACAGAACAGUAGAUGAUAUAUUGGAGUUCCUCAAUGGCAAGGUUGCUGGAGAACAUCUCACACAAAAGUUGUUUAGCCAACAAACUGUUGUGGAGCCUAUUCCUCCUGUGUCGCCACAACAACCUCAUAAGAAAAGAGUCUGCUUGGAAAAGGGAUACAGAGCUGUAGGAGGGAUCAGUCACGGAAGAGAGGAGACUCAUGAAACUUCUAGAGGAAAACGAAAAAGGUCUGGUGGAAACUGGGGCUGUAGGUUUAGUGGUGGUGAAGAACCAAUGCCUGUGGGUCUGUGGAAUGAGUACAGUCGAAGUCUUGAUAUGCCAACACCACCACCACAUUAUGAUAAACUUCUUUAUAAGAAGUAUUAGAGGUCAGAUGUUAAUGAUUCGAUUAAUACAAAAGAUUGAUUUUGAGUUUUGACUAUCAAAGUAACAGAAAAGAUGCUUGAGUGAGAAAUUUACCUUGGAGAUUUUUCGUAGGGAGAGAGGGCAGAGUUCCUCUCAAGACUGUUGAACUCAUGUGUGGACAUUGUAGUGGUGCAAACCGGCACCAUCCUCACAUUGGUUUAACCAGUCAGAAACCAGAACCACCUUUGAUGACUCGCGGUCUACAUUCUCAGGUUU